This is a messenger RNA of Thalassophryne amazonica, 2179 nucleotides long. RefSeq names its product guanosine monophosphate reductase 2 (gene gmpr2). The transcript is spliced from 10 exons. NCBI's taxonomy places the organism in Eukaryota, Metazoa, Chordata, Actinopteri, Batrachoidiformes, Batrachoididae. Bases 129 to 1175 code for a protein of 348 amino acids. Gene Ontology annotation, cellular component: GMP reductase complex. Gene Ontology annotation, molecular function: GMP reductase activity. The record is from RefSeq and is a predicted model, not a curated record. Gene Ontology annotation, biological process: nucleotide metabolic process.
CUUCGCGCCAUGACUUCGUAAGAACUACAAGGUCGUAAAGCUUCGUCCGUUCACACGGUGGAAAAAAAAAGAGGAGGUGCAGUCAAAACCGCUCUUAAUUUGCUGAAGGUGUACAACCUGUUUCCAAAAUGCCACGCAUCGAGAACGACGUCAAGCUGGACUUCAAAGAUGUGCUGCUGCGUCCGAAGCGGAGCACGCUCAAGACUCGCAGUGAGGUGGACCUGAUGAGGAGCUUCAUCUUCAGGAACUCUAAAGGGAACUACCAUGGGAUUCCCAUCAUUGCAGCUAACAUGGACACUGUGGGGACCUUUGACAUGGCUUUGGCUUUGCACCAGUUCAGCCUCUUCACUGCCAUCCACAAGCACUACCCUGUGGACGAGUGGGUGGAGUUUGCAGCAAAGCACUCAGAAUGCCUGCAGAGCGUCGCAGUCAGCACAGGAACUAGUGACGGUGACUUUGAAAAAAUUUCAGCCAUCUUGGCGGCGGUGCCACAGUUGCAGUAUAUCUGCGUGGACGUGGCUAACGGCUACUCUGAACACUUUGUCCACUUUGUCAAAGAUGUCCGGGAGCGGUUCCCCUCACACACCAUCAUGGCGGGAAACGUGGUGACGGGAGAGAUGGUGGAGGAGCUGAUCCUGGCCGGCGCUGACAUCAUCAAAGUGGGAAUCGGACCAGGUUCCGUGUGUACGACCCGUAAGAAGACCGGUGUGGGCUACCCACAGCUCAGCGCUGUCAUCGAGUGUGCGGAUGCAGCCCACGGUUUGGGCGGCCACAUCAUUUCUGAUGGGGGGUGUACGUGUCCCGGAGAUGUCUCCAAGGCUUUUGGUGCGGGAGCCGACUUUGUGAUGUUGGGUGGGAUGUUGGCUGGUCACUCAGAAAGCGGGGGUGAGAUCAUCGAGAAAAAUGGUAAAAAAUACAAGUUGUUCUAUGGCAUGAGCUCUGACACAGCCAUGAAGAAGCACACGGGGGGCGUGGCUGACUACAGAGCUUCAGAGGGGAAGACGGUGGAAGUGCCCUAUAAAGGUCCCGUGGAGGAGACUCUGCGAGACAUCCUGGGGGGCGUGCGCUCCACGUGCACGUACGUGGGAGCGGCUAAACUGAAGGAGCUGAGCCGCCGCACGACCUUCAUCAGGGUCACGCAGCAGCUCAACACCGUCUUCGGCAGCGACAGCUGAGUCUCCUGCCUGAGAUCUGGAUUUGUCUGAUAGUGUACGCACACGUGAACACACGUGCACGCGUGUCAAUCCUCUGUACCUAUUUUUGUGGCGUGAGUUAUAGUUACACAAGUGGAAGCUUUAAAACCGUAUAUAGUUAAAGUAAAUGAUAAUCAAAAUACACGUAGUUUGAUGUUAGCCAAAGACUGGAUUAAUCGGGGCUGUAUCUGGCCCCCGCACCACCACUCCCCCCUCCUCUGAGCAUUCCGAUGUUUUCACAGGACGUGUGUGUGUCUGUGGACGAUAACAUGUCGUCUGUGUUUAAUCAUUCCGGCCUCUGACACAAUCAGAAACGUCUCUGUCCCAAAAUUACAGAUUUUAAAUAAUUUAUACAAACUAAAUUUGUUUUCAAAUUGACUGGUCGAUAAAUGUGUCAGUCUGUUCUCUAUAAACACAGUGUGUUUUGCACUUUAGUGUUGCGCUUUAGAUUUAAAAUAAUGUAUUUAUUCAUACUCACUGCCUCUUUUUAAAAUGUAUGAAAAUGCAACAUUUGAUUACUUUGUGUCAAAACAUUUUACUGUCUUCUGUUUAUCGUAAAAAAAAAGUCAUUUUAAUUCCAGAGGAUUUAUCCAUAUUGAGAUCUGCAUCCAGAACUGUACCUGUGAGCUGUUUCACUGCUUUUAAUGUGUGUGUGUGUGAGACUGAUAUUUUCUGCCUUUCCCAUUGCUUGUUAUUUCACUUCACACACUUUUUGAUUAAUUCUAUUUUGAGCAGUUUUUUGGAAUCUGCCUUGUUUUAUUUCUUAUUUUGUCUUUGUAAAUGUUCCACAUAUUUUGUUUCUGUUAUCAGCAUGCAUUGAACUCAGGGCUGCCUAAAUUCUUUCCUUUGAAGAGCCAAAAAUCAAUAUGGGGGCCACAUACCAAAAAUACAUUUUUAAUGUUAUGUCAAAGUCAUGAUAUUUUGUGCAAAAUUAACAUUUGAAGUGUAAAACAAAGUUCCAACAUAAUAAAGAGUUUGUAAUCUCA